AAGGCGGAGCCCUGCCUGGCAAGAUGGCGCUGCCCGCGUUGUUACGCCCGUUCUCCAAGCUGCUGGCCCCUGCCAGGCUCCCAAGCGGCUCUUCAGCGCGAUCAAAGUUCUACAUUCGGGAGCCGCCACAUGACAGACCUGAGUGGCUGAAAGUUGGACUGACCUUGGGCACCUCCGCCUUCUUGUGGAUCUAUCUCAUCAAACAACAUAAUGAAGAUGUUUUAGAGUAUAAAAGAAGAAAUGGGUUGGAAUAAACUUGAAAUACUAAUAUGUAGUCUCUACACCCAGCGUCAGGCUCGAACUCACAACCCUCAGAUCAAGUUGCAUGCUCCUCCAGCUGAGCCAGCCAGGCGCCUCUAUUUAGUUUGUACUUUUUAGCACUGAUAUUCCUGCCUGUGAUAAAUUUAUGAAUUUUAAUACCUUAGCUGAAGCAUCUCUCAGCAUAAUCAUUUUUUAGCAUCAUUUGUAAUCAUUAUACUUUGUGUUCAAAGAAAGUUGUGUUUAAGAAUGAAACCAAAAUUGGGAUGCCUGGGUGGCUCAGUCAGUUAAGCGUCUACCUUCGGCUCAGGUCAUGAUCCUAGGGUCCUGGGAUCGAGUCCCAUCGGGUUCCUUGCGCAGUGGGGAGCCUGCUUCUCACUCUGCCUGUCAUUCCCCCGCUCGUGUGCGUGCAUGCGCGUGCACUCUCACCGUCUCUUUUUCUCUCUGACAAAUAAAUAAAAUCUUUAAAAAAACAAAAAAGAA
Callorhinus ursinus (northern fur seal) is the source of this 741-nucleotide messenger RNA. It is a transcript of the gene NDUFC1, whose product is annotated as NADH:ubiquinone oxidoreductase subunit C1. The record is from RefSeq and is a predicted model, not a curated record. NCBI's taxonomy places the organism in Eukaryota, Metazoa, Chordata, Mammalia, Carnivora, Otariidae. Gene Ontology annotation, cellular component: mitochondrion; respiratory chain complex I.